This is a messenger RNA of Brassica napus (rape), 2269 nucleotides long. Its product is annotated as gibberellin 20 oxidase 5. The transcript is spliced from 3 exons. The record is from RefSeq and is a predicted model, not a curated record. Gene Ontology annotation, biological process: response to light stimulus; flower development; gibberellin biosynthetic process. Gene Ontology annotation, molecular function: gibberellin 20-oxidase activity. The coding region runs from base 1023 to 2096 and encodes 357 amino acids. Lineage: Eukaryota; Viridiplantae; Streptophyta; Magnoliopsida; Brassicales; Brassicaceae.
AGUAAACAAAUUAUGUUAACAAUAUUUUUAAAAAAAAAAUUAUUUAAAAGCUAAAAAUAUUAAUUCGAUCAAGAAUAUAAAUUUUAUUUUCCUAUACGAUUUUUCUUAAAUAAUUUUCAUAUAAUUCACCAUGCGCAAGGCGCGCAUGUCUUUUCCUAGUUUGUAUUAAUAUUUCAAGAAAAUUAUCAUAGAAUUCUGUUGUAUUUAAAAUAAAAAUGAUAAAAUAUGGUAACUUAUCUCAUUAAGCUUAAUGAGAAAAUAUUGUUAAUUAACUAUAUGUGGUGAAUUUUUUCUUCUUCUUUAUAUAUGCCUAUAUUAAACUAGUUUCAUUCUUAUCUUGGCAGAGAUAAGGGUGCCAGACGUCCCAGAAACAAAACAAAGGCAAAAGAAUGCCAUAUAUUGUUUUAUGUUUGUAUUUUAGUUUAUUUUGUCAUUAAUCUCCUAAUUUGAUAUUUUCUGUAAUUUAUGAAAGAAUUAUCUAUUUUUCCAAAUAUUUAACGAAUUGUUAGAUGUUACAUUCGCAAUUUGUGUUUUUUGCACAUAUAUAUUAUAGAAAUACUCCAAAUGAACUAUAAUUAAUAUAACAUUUAUUUUAUAGAAGUAAUUAAGGAUCUUUGUACGUGUAGAAGAAGGUGAUGAUUAUUUAAUUGAAACGUGACACGAAACAUAAACUUAGAGAUAUUUCCUCUUUUUUUAAAGAAUAAUAUAAAAGGAUUUUUUUUUUUGUAUUUGAAGCUUCUUUAUGUGAUUGUAUUUAAUUUUUUUGUAGAUGCUAUUUUACGGGAUUUCACUAACUAUAGCAAUAUAUUUGCAAAUCAUAGGAAACACAAUUAGGAUAAAAAUAUUAGUACACAUAUACAUCAAGAUAACUAUAAAAAUAAAAUUUGUACAUAUAUGUAUCUAUUGUAAACUAUGAUUUUUGUUACCUUCUCCGUCCCUAUCAACUUAACGCACAGUUCUAUUUAAAUCUUUUCAAAAUAUGAGAUUAAGGACUCAUCGGAACACCAAUAAUAUCAAGAGAAAUGAACUCUUCCGACGUUAACUUCUCUCUACUACAAAGCCAACCAAAUAUUCCCCCAGAAUUCUUCUGGCCGGAAAACGAUUUGACCCCUUCAGAAGGAGACCUCAACCUUCCAAUCAUCGACAUGAGUGGAUUCCUGAAUGGGGACGAGGCCGAGACACAGCGUGCAGCUAAGGCUGUAAGAGAAGCGUGCAUGACUCACGGUACCUUUUUAGUGAUCAAUCAUGGCUUCAAGUCGGGCUUGGCCGAGAAAGCUCUUGAUAUAUCGAGUUUGUUCUUUGGACUACCCAAAGAUGAGAAACUAAAGGCUUACAGGACCCCUGGGAAUAUCUCUGGCUAUACUGCAGGUCAUAGCCAGAGAUUCUCCUCCAAUCUUCCAUGGAAUGAGACCUUGACUUUGGCCUUCAAAAAGGGUCCACCUCAAGUUGUUGAGGAUUUUCUAACAUCAAAGCUAGGUGAUCGUCGUCAAGAGAUCGGUCAAGUGUUUCAGGAAUUCAGUGAGACAAUGAACCGUUUGAAUCUGGAGCUGAUGGAGCUACUAGGAAUAAGUAUGGGUCUAAAAGACCGGACAUAUUUCCGGAGAUUUUUUGAAGACGGAAACGCUAUCUUUAGAUGCAACUAUUACCCGCCGUGCAAACAGCCAGAAAAAGCUCUUGGUGUUGGCCCUCAUAAUGACCCGACAGCUAUAACCGUUCUGCUCCAAGACGAUGUUGUGGGUUUGGAAGUCUUUGCUAGUGGAAAGUGGCAGACCGUGCGCCCUCGUCCGGGUGCUCUUGUUGUCAAUGUUGGAGACACCUUCAUGGCAUUGUCAAACGGAAACUACAAGAGCUGUUUCCAUAGAGCAGUGGUUAACAUGGAGAAAGUAAGAAGGUCACUGGUGUAUUUUUCUUGUCCUAGAGAAGACAAGCUCAUCAUUCCUCCUCCUGAACUUGUGGAAGGCGGAGAAACUUCUAGAAAAUACCCUGACUUCACAUGGCAUCAGCUCCAGAGAUUUACCCAGUCUGGCUAUCGAGUCGACAACACCACUCUCGAAAAGUUUUCUUCUUGGAUCGCCUCCGACUCCUCCAGAAAUUAAGCCGUCGAAAAGAGAUCAGCUUCAUUUGUACUUUCUCUAUCCAUAUUUUCGGGGGUGUGUUAUCAUUAGCAGCUUGUUAAUUAUUACUCUAAUUGUUUCAUAUUAUAAAUGUUAUAGCUGUUUUUUAUAUUUGUUGAAUAUUUGAAGUUCAUAUUUAUCAACUAAGAUUAUUA